GAAAAAAAAAUGUAGUAUAAAUGUCAAAACACUUUCUGGCUUCGUGCGCAACUGUGUUGAAUCGCCUUGAAUCGAACGGGGCCUGAGAACAGCACCAUCGGUGUACAAGCAUGGUGCACGUAAACUUCUAUCGCAACUAUGGGAAAACUUUUAAGAAACCUCGUCGCCCCUAUGAAAAGGAGCGAUUGGAUGCUGAGCUUAAGCUUGUUGGAGAAUACGGGCUCCGCUGCAAAAGGGAGCUCUGGAGAGUUCAAUAUGUUCUGAGCCGCAUUCGUAAUGCAGCUAGAAUGCUUCUGACUCUUGAUGAGAAGAACCCGCGCCGGAUUUUCGAGGGCGAAGCCCUUCUGAGGAGGAUGAACAGAUAUGGACUGUUGGAUGAGAGCCAGAACAAGCUCGAUUAUGUGUUGGCCCUUACCGUGGAGAACUUCCUAGAACGCCGCCUCCAAACACUGGUGUUCAAGUCGGGUAUGGCGAAGUCGAUCCACCAUGCCAGAGUGCUCAUUAGGCAGAGGCAUAUAAGGGUUGGGAGGCAGGUGGUCAAUAUCCCAUCCUUCAUGGUGAGAAUGGACUCACAGAAGCACAUUGACUUCUCCCUCACAAGUCCUCUUGGAGGUGGACGACCUGGGAGAGUGAAGCGAAGGAACCAAAAGGCAGCUGCGAAGAAGGCUUCUGGUGGAGAUGGAGAUGAAGAAGAUGAAGAAUGAGGCUCUGUAUUCAAUGCAAGUCCUUGAGGUUUCGUCUUUGAUAAUUUGUUUGAGAAACUUGCAUGUUCUUUUCUGUAGUCGGUGGUUUGUUUGAGAACUUUCAAUCAUAGUAAAGUUUUGCAUUCUUUACUGUAAUGCUUUGCUUGAACUGCCAUUAAGAAAUUUUUUGUUACUUCUA
Cornus florida is the source of this 882-nucleotide messenger RNA. RefSeq names its product small ribosomal subunit protein uS4y. Gene Ontology annotation, biological process: positive regulation of translational fidelity; translation. Lineage: Eukaryota; Viridiplantae; Streptophyta; Magnoliopsida; Cornales; Cornaceae. Gene Ontology annotation, molecular function: rRNA binding; structural constituent of ribosome. The transcript has 3 exons. The record is from RefSeq and is a predicted model, not a curated record. Gene Ontology annotation, cellular component: cytosolic small ribosomal subunit. Bases 111 to 704 code for a protein of 197 amino acids.